Messenger RNA from Colletotrichum chrysophilum, 1497 nucleotides. RefSeq lists its product as uncharacterized. The transcript has a single exon. NCBI's taxonomy places the organism in Eukaryota, Fungi, Ascomycota, Sordariomycetes, Glomerellales, Glomerellaceae. Gene Ontology annotation, cellular component: U2-type post-mRNA release spliceosomal complex. The coding region runs from base 1 to 1497 and encodes 498 amino acids. The record is from RefSeq and is a predicted model, not a curated record. Gene Ontology annotation, biological process: spliceosomal complex disassembly.
AUGAGCUCGUUCACGCCAAAGAGGAAAGCUCGUGUGAUCAAAGUCCACGACGAAGAGGAUGAUGAUGCGUCAAAAAGCUCGCCGGAGCCGGUGAAGGAUGGUGAGUCUGCAGUCCCCGUCCAGAGACGAUGCGCUGAUGCCGUUCGCAAGGCUAAUGGGGUGGCAGACGGUGCGCCGAUAGCAGUAAAAUUCACGCGAAAGCCAUUCCGACAGAGCGGCCUACGAAAGAGCAUCAACGUCAGCGAGGUCGAGGACUCCAAUGGCGGUGCUGCGAUCAGCGACUCGGGCAAGUCCAAGGGCUCCACGCAACAGGACGACGACGAAGAUGACGGUCCCGUGGUGAUCCGUCCAACGGUCAGCCGUUCCGGGUCUUUGAAGCAGAAGAAGCGCCAGUCUUCGUCGAGACUGUCGUUUGGUGGUGCCCAGGGCGGCGGUGACGAUGGGGAAAAGACCGAGUACACCACGCCCAAGAAGGCCACCCUGGGAUACACAGCUUUGGAGAACAGCGCGAUCAAGAACCGUCUGCCGAUGCGCACCUUCCGCGACGAGGAAGAAGACCGGCCGAGGUACAGUAAGGAAUACCUGGACGAGCUACAAAACUCGACGCCCAACACGCCGCAGAACCUUGCAUCGCAGCGCGUGCACGACGAGGACGAGAUGGACCUGGAUGCAUCCGAACUCGAAGGGGCACUGAUUGUCAACUCGGACGAACUUGGCUCGCGGCCUCAGCAGACGAACAUCCUUACCGACGCGGAGAUUCAAGAGCGCAAAGAGCGCAGAGCACGAUUAGCACAGGAGCAGUCUGGCGACGACUUCAUUUCUUUCGACGAUGAUGAGGGCGGUGCCUCGCUGCGCAAGAAGAAGGCUGACACUCGGCUUGUGCCUGAGGAUGAGGAUCUUGGUGAAGGGUUCGACGACUUUGUCGAGGACGGUGGGCUCUCACUAGGUAGAAAGGCCGAGAGGGAAGAGAAGCUCCGCCGGCGGCGCGAGAUGGCAGAGCAGAUCAAGAUGGCCGAGGGCGAUUCUGGUGAUGAAUCGGACGCUUCGGAGGCGGAGCGGCGUGCGGCGUUCGAAGCAGCGCAGACGCGCUCCGGUAUGGAUGGUUUGGAGAAGCCUCAGACCAACCCGGCCGAGCACCUUCUCCAGGUACCACCUAAAAUCACGCCGUUGCCGGACCUGUCAGAGUGCCUGUCGAGGUUACAGAUGACGAUGCGGGCCAUGGAGCUGGAGUUGGCGGACAAGACGAAGCGGGUGGAGGGACUGAAACAGGAGAAGGAAAGCAUCCUGACCAGAAAGGAUGAGGUGCAGGAGCUUCUCAACGAGGCUGGACAGAAGUAUACCAGCGCGGUCGGCACAUCAUCAGCCGCAGAAUCUGCUGCACAGUCUCCGGCAAGACAGAUCACGAACACUGGCGCCAGUGAAUUAAGGGUGGAGAGGGGGCUGGAGAGCCUUGGAACGACACCAAGUGAGCGCCCGGAUCCAGAUGACCUGGGUUAG